AUGCUCGCCCUGCUGCCAGCCUUGCUCCCGGGCCUCUGGACGCGGCACCCACAGACUGGCUGCGGAAGAAAUGGCAAUGGGGCGCGCAUAGAAUUCGACUUCGACGGCGAAGACUGGCAGCCUUUCGCAGGUGCGGACUCCCUUGAGGCGUGUCAAGCAGCAUGCCUUUCCACGGAGGGCUGCGAGGCCGUCCUCACGGACACGGCUCGCAACGCCAACGCAUUUCGGUGCUUCCGCAAGGGCGGGAUCGAACUUGACAAAUGCCGUUCAGGACCCACUGUCCCUUUUGAUCUGUACCUGCUCGAAGCACCCGCGUCGCCGUCGCUGGCCAACGGCGAGUGUAAGAGCUACUGUGCCACCCACACGCUGGGAUUCUCGAAGCUAUGCCAGCGCAGCGCCUGCGAGGGUUGCACACACCAAUGCGACGCUUGCGACUACGACUCUGAGUAUUGGGACGGGGAAGCCUGCCGCGAGGUGUUUGCACCGCCACCGCCACCGCCCCCUCCCUCUGUCUUCGACGCAUCCGGAAGCGACUACGUCGAUGGGACCACGAUCCCGGCUCGCGGACUCCCCUGGCACGUCUCCGUCGACUUCAGCGAAAACGAGCACGGGAACCACUGCAGCGGCACUCUCAUCGCCCAGCGGUGGGUGUUGACUGCGGCGCACUGCCUGAGGUCCUCCCGUCCGGUGCGGAACGUCACGGUGGGCCUCGACGACGCGGGCAACCCGGACGAUUGCACAAAGACGCUCGGCGUUAUUAAAACCAUUGAACACCAUCUGUACAAGUCGACGGAGCAUGCGACUCUGUGGAAGGAGGAAUUUCUUUCUCCGGAGACGGCAAUCACGAAAGAGGCUUUGAUGGAACACAUCAAGGCCUUCGACGUGGCGCUGCUCGAGUUGGACGAGGACGCGCAGUACGCUCCCAUCGACCUCCUCGACGCGUCCGACAGCGGCAGGGCCGACCCUGGGAGGCGGCUCGUUGUGGCUGGCUGGGGAGGAAGCGACACUAGAAGCGACAGCAGCGGCAGCAUCACAGAGCGAGCGAGGCACGCGUAUGUGCCCGUCAUCGCAAACGGCGCCUGUUGGGCGAGAGCUCUGUUUUGCUUUGACGUGAUCAUCUCCGACGACAUGGUCUGCGCGGGCGGGGAGGGCGCCAAGGUCUUCCCGGGCGACUCGGGCGGGCCUCUGUACGCGUUGGACGACGACGGGAGAGCGGCCCUGAGCUUUAG
Molecule: messenger RNA, 1229 nt
Organism: Emiliania huxleyi CCMP1516
Lineage: Eukaryota; Haptophyta; Isochrysidales; Noelaerhabdaceae
Exons: 2
Biological process (GO): proteolysis
Molecular function (GO): serine-type endopeptidase activity
Source: RefSeq, a predicted model, not a curated record